AUGGCAUUAACAAGAAGUGGAGCAAGAAGAACAGUCAGUGCAAAUUACUCUGAUUCAGAUGUAACUGAUGAGGGAUCGUCUGAUGAUGGAUCAAGAUCUAGAUCAAGGUCAAGAUCAAGAUCAAGAUCAUCGUCGCGGUCGUUAUCUAGAUCAUCAUCAUCAUCAUCGUCAAACUCUGAUUAUGAGUCAUCUUCAUCACCAGACUCAAAUACAAGAAGAGGUGGUUCUACAACAACCAAAAAGUCAAGUACUAGUACUACUACUUCAACAUCUAAAGCAAAACCAGCAGCAGCACAGAGCAAAAAGAAACCAGCUGCUUCAUCUUCGACACCUCCUCUAUCUAAACAAUCCUCCUCUAAACAAGCACCAUUGGCCAAACAAGCACCUAUUAAAAAGAUUGCGGCUUCCUCAAAGAGUAAACCAACCAAGGCAAGUGCCAAACGAAACAUUGAAAAUAGUAGUAGUAGUAGUAGCAGUGGUAGUUCCGAUGGAUCCGAUGUAGAUGUUGGAAAUGAUUCUGCUGAAUCACCAGUUAGUAGUUCAUCCUAUAGUUCAUCCAAUUCAAAUAGUUCACCAACCAAUAAUAAUAAUAACAAUAACAACAUUGAUUCAGAAUCAUCUGGUGAUGAAAUGGAUGUUGACCAGGAUACAGAAACAACAAAGUCUGGUAGUGGUAAUAAUAAAAAGAGAUCUAAAAAGACACCACCAACAACUAGUAAACAACCAACACCUAAAUCUAAAAAGACAUCACCAACUCAAACACCAUCACAACAAAGUAAAUCAAAGAAAGCUGCUACAACUAAAAAAGAGGAGGCGCCACCACCACCUCCACCACCAUUACCAGUCAAGACAAAGGCAGGUAGUAAAAAGUCUGCACCAAAUACACCAGCCAAUACAUCAAAUCCUUCGACGCCAUCACUUUCAAGUUCAUCGUCUGCCAAUUCAUCGGUACCACCAUCAAACACACUACCAUUUAAAAAUCCAUCAUUUGAUAUCAAUGGAAUCGAUCCAAAAAAGAAACAAAACUGGAAAUCAAUUAAACAAAUUCUAACCUCUGAAAAUUAUCAACAAUUACCUGCUAAUUUCCCAACUUAUGUAAAUAUUGAAGUACCACCUACUUUAUUACCAACAAAAAAAUAUUGUGACAUUACAGGUUAUGUUGCACCAUACACUGAUCCAAAGUCAUCGUUACGUUAUUGUAAUUCAACCAUUUAUCAAAUCAUUCAAAAGUUUCCAUUAAAUAUCCCUCAAUCCUAUCUAUCACUUAGAAAAGGUUAUUCAACUUAUAGAUAG
This is a messenger RNA of Cavenderia fasciculata, 1293 nucleotides long. RefSeq lists its product as uncharacterized. Gene Ontology annotation, cellular component: Ino80 complex. The transcript is spliced from 2 exons. NCBI's taxonomy places the organism in Eukaryota, Evosea, Eumycetozoa, Acytosteliales, Cavenderiaceae. Gene Ontology annotation, biological process: chromatin remodeling. The record is from RefSeq and is a predicted model, not a curated record. The coding region runs from base 1 to 1293 and encodes 430 amino acids.